AUGUUUACGAUUGAAGUUGACAAAACAUAUGAGAUAAUUAUAAAAAUAUUUUAUCUGAGUGGUGUAUGGCAACGUGACAAAGAAUCUAAUUUCCGUUAUAUCGAUAAUCGUCAAUUAUUUUACAGUUUUUUUGGAGUCUUGUUACCAAUCUUUUUUUUGACUAAUGCUUAUCUUUGUAACGAUCGAAAUGAAUCUCUUUUUUCAGUACAUGCUACGAUAGUAGCGGCCGUUGUAUACGUGAAACUUUUGUACCUUCUGUUCAAGAAAGACGAAUUCCUAACAUUUUUAUAUGAUCCGAUCAUUGUUCAUUCAUUUGAAACUCGCGAAGAAUAUGACCGAAUGAUCAAAAAGAUACAGAAAUUUAUUCGAUUCGUACGUCCAUAUUGUUCGGCCUUUUUUGUAACUGCUUUUUUGAUCAUUGUAAUAAGACUGCCAGCAUUCUCCGCCGAUAAAGGUUUGCCAGUUUUUAUCAGCUUCUCGUGGAACGAUUCGGAAAUUGUCUAUUGGUUGGCGUACUUGUUCGUGUCUUUGUCAUGUAUCUUGUAUGUAAUAGCCAACGUAAUUGCACCGAUAAUUUGGUACAUCAUGAUGAAUUAUUCGAUCGAGUACGAAUUGUUGGGAAAUAAAUUGAGAAAUCUAGGAAUGGCAAAUAAAACUAAGGAGACAAGAGUAAAGAACCAGAAAAAUUUCAGAUUGCCACGCCGAAGUAUGUUCGUUAAAGAUUUGAUAGUUUUGAUAAAAUCCCAUCGCAACUUGACCGAAACAGUUGAGAGAUUUAGGUCCUGUUUCUCAACAUUAUUUUUUUGUCAAAUCACAACCAGUGGCAUUGUGAUUUGUGCGUCAGUUUACAGCUUAGCCUUUGUUUCGAACCAAAAUAUUGUUCAAACAGAAAUGUAUGUGGUUGUACUGCUCUAUGGAAUUUUUGAUAUUUUUCUGGUUAUGUAUCUGGCGAACGACAUUACCAUUGCGAGUGACCGACUGUCCUACUGCUUAUUUGAGUCAAAUUGGAUUGACCAAACAGAAUCAUGUAAAAAAUAUGUUCUCAUCAUGGGCGAAGUGCUAAAGCAGCCACAACAGCUGGUUAUUUUGAUUUACCCAAUGAACUUAGAAACCUUCAUGACGGUUAUCAACGGUGCCUACAGCAUGUUCAACAUUUUGAAAAAUUUUCAAUGA
Messenger RNA from Bradysia coprophila, 1173 nucleotides. RefSeq names its product odorant receptor 46a-like. Gene Ontology annotation, cellular component: plasma membrane. Gene Ontology annotation, molecular function: odorant binding; olfactory receptor activity. NCBI's taxonomy places the organism in Eukaryota, Metazoa, Arthropoda, Insecta, Diptera, Sciaridae. The record is from RefSeq and is a predicted model, not a curated record. Gene Ontology annotation, biological process: detection of chemical stimulus involved in sensory perception of smell; sensory perception of smell.